Molecule: messenger RNA, 690 nt
Organism: Exophiala spinifera
Lineage: Eukaryota; Fungi; Ascomycota; Eurotiomycetes; Chaetothyriales; Herpotrichiellaceae
Exons: 3
Coding region: 1-690 (229 amino acids)
Biological process (GO): vesicle fusion with Golgi apparatus; intra-Golgi vesicle-mediated transport; intracellular protein transport
Cellular component (GO): ER to Golgi transport vesicle membrane; SNARE complex; late endosome membrane
Molecular function (GO): SNARE binding; SNAP receptor activity
Source: RefSeq, a predicted model, not a curated record
AUGUCGAACCCUCUGGACACGGACGCAGGCUCCGAGCUCUUCAGCACCUACGAAGCCGAAUUGAAACUCGUGGAAGCAGAUAUCACCCAGAAGCUAGACCAGAUCCCUGAACUGUCUGGUGAACAGCGUAAAGCCGCCAUCCGUGGCGCAGAACGGGCCAUUGAAGAGGCAAAGGAGCUGUUGGACCAAAUGACGCUUGAGAAAUCGAAUAUUCCAACAUCCGCGCGGUCCAAAGUAAACACCCGUUUCCGCAACCACCAGUCCGACGUAGACAGCUUGACCCGCAAGCUGAAAUCACUGGCGGAUUCAGACCGCAAACAACUCUUCGGCGACCGGUACACAGACGACCCAGAAGCAGGCCCGCGUGAUCUGCAACUUGAGCAGCGCCAGCAACUCCUCUCUGGCACGGAGCGACUUGGCCGGAGUAGCAACCGACUGAGGGAAAGUCAGCGCAUCGCCCUUGAGACAGAACAGAUUGGUGCAUCAACACUGGCAGAUUUGCAUCAGCAGAGGAAUGUGAUUGAACAUACGCAUCAAAAUCUACUCCAGAGCGAGGGAUAUGUUGAUCGGAGCGUCAAGACGUUAAGGGGGAUGGCGCGUAGGAUGGCUACCAAUCGGAUGAUCACUAUCGCCAUUAUCACGAUUUUGGUGUUGUUGAUCAUAGGUGUGAUUUAUAGCAAGUUUAGGUGA